CUGUGUCGUGAGGUAAAUUGAUUAAAAUUGCUUUAAUGAUUUACCUGUGGCAAUUCUCAUGCUAUCUGCAGUGCUAUAAAAGAUCUUGCUUGAUCUUUUUGGGAAGAAAGUUGUUUGCAGUGAGUCAACAGUGGACAAAAUGAAGUUGAAUAUUUUCUUGUGCCUCAGUCUUAUCAUUGUUUUGUGUGCUUCCGAGGAUAAAUACACCAGCAAGUACGAUGAUAUUGAUAUUGAAGACAUUUUGAGCAACGACCGAAUUCUCAAUAAUUACGUAAAGUGCUUGGUGAAUGAGGGACCAUGCACUCCAGACGCAAGGGAACUUAAAAAUCUCCUCCCGGAAGCUCUGGAAUCGGACUGUGCUAAAUGUACGGAGAAACAGAGAAUUGGAACUCAAAUAGUUCUUGAGUAUCUCAUAGAAAAUCGUCCUGAUGAUUGGGAAUGUUUGGAGAAAGUCUAUGAUUAUGCCGGAGUCUACAAAGACAAGUAUUUGUCCAACAAAACCACAACAAUCACACCUUAGGAGUUUCACAAAAUUUAUUUCUGUGAUUUAAAAAAUCCAAAAUAAAAAAAUCGCAAAAUCCUGAUAAAA
Messenger RNA from Phlebotomus papatasi, 589 nucleotides. Its product is annotated as ejaculatory bulb-specific protein 3-like. The record is from RefSeq and is a predicted model, not a curated record. The coding region runs from base 140 to 520 and encodes 126 amino acids. The transcript has 2 exons. Lineage: Eukaryota; Metazoa; Arthropoda; Insecta; Diptera; Psychodidae.